Messenger RNA from Colletotrichum acutatum, 906 nucleotides. Its product is annotated as 5'/3'-nucleotidase sure. The coding region runs from base 1 to 906 and encodes 301 amino acids. The transcript has 2 exons. NCBI's taxonomy places the organism in Eukaryota, Fungi, Ascomycota, Sordariomycetes, Glomerellales, Glomerellaceae. Gene Ontology annotation, molecular function: nucleotidase activity. The record is from RefSeq and is a predicted model, not a curated record.
AUGCGCGCUGACACCACAUUUGUGUUGCUUGCACAGGCUCUCGCCGUCCAGGGCGUGCGGAUCGUCCAGUCCAACGACGACGGGUGGGCAGAGCUCUACGUUCGCUCUUUCAACGAUGCGCUGAAAGCCUCCGGCCAUGACGUCCUUCUCUCGGCACCUGCCGAGAACAAGUCCGGCUCCAGUUCCCUCGACGUUGAGCCGAGCCCGCGCACUAGCGCUUGCCAGUACAACAGCUGCGCAGCCAACAGCGGACCGGUCGGCUUCAAUGAGACCCGCAAGGACCUCCGCUGGGUCAACUCUUACCCGGUAACAUCCAUGCGCUACGGUAUCGAGCAGUUUGCUCCAGAGCAAUUCAAUGGUGCCGCUGUAGAACUCGCCGUCUCUGGCCCUAACGUCGGCUCCAACCUCUGGCUCCAGGUCCCUUUCUCCGGCACCGUCGGUACCGCUGUCUAUGCUUCAGGCACGAAGGGCAUUCCCGCCAUCGCCUUCUCCGGCUCUUCGGAUGGCACUCUCGCGUGGAACACGCAGCCUGCGCCUGCGCGGAGCACGGUAUACGCCGAGCUCGCGACGCGGCUGGUGGAUAAAAUUGUGAGCGGGGACGCUCCGUACCUGCCGGAGAAGACAUGGUUGAAUGUCAAUUUCCCGAAGGUCAGCGACACGGAGUGCAACGACCCGGACCAGUUCAAGUGGGUCUUGAGCCGGAUCAACCCGGGACUGCUGUCCGGUCCGGAUGUGAGCACGUGCGGUGACGACGCGAGGUUGCCCGAGGAGAACACGGUUGUCGGUACGGCGGGAUGCUACAUAUCCGUGAGCGUGGGUGAUUCCAACGACAAGACGACGGCGUCCAAGGACAAGCAGCAGCCUGUGCUAGAUCGGUUGUCUGGCUUUCUAUCUUGCCUGCCUUGA